ACAAGGCAACGAAUAUGUUCUAUAGAUAUCACCCUCCAGAAAGACUCCCCAAGUAGCAAAAUCAAUAGUAAACACACCACUAGACAAAGACAGGGUAAAGGGCACCGAUAAGAAAAAGAAAACCGGAAAAAGCUGCUCUUGAAGUGGACCCGUGACGCUCGUGGAACUUGGAAUAGCAUAUCCUAUUACCCUAUCCAUUUCAUCUCCUCGAAAACAUCGACAGUCGGUCUGAGACGGAAGACCAAGUACAUUCCUUUAUCAACGAUAAAAUGAGAUAGAUGCUUAACGCACAGAGAUUGAUAUCACAGCAGCCAGCGGAAAGCGUCCAUGUUUGGUGGCAAAGGCAUGGGAGGUAGAAGCGGAGGAAGCAUGUUAAGGACAGUUGGAAGAGCAGUUGCUACUGCAAGAACUACUGGUGUGGCUGCUGGCGCUGCUCUCCAGGAACCCAUUUCUUCCUCCAGCAACACUCCCCAUACUUCUACAUCUCCCACUUCUAGGCCUACCCACAAACCCAGUUCCUCAAGUCAGCUUUCUCUCUCUUCCACUUCACCUUUUGCUUCCCACAAUGUUCCCAUCUCUGCAACUUCCGGGAUACCCACUUGGCCUCCUCCUCUGUCUCAGAGUGAUGAGCUUGACUGGGUUUCUGUCGAUGGGAGCGAAGAUAAGCGACCCCAUGGGUAUUUUGAUGAUUUUGUUCUCGGCCCUGUUCCUUCCAUGGAAGAAGUCCAGGACGCUGUUUCUGCUCUCCAACAGGUUUUUGACCCUGCCUCAUACUGCGAGGUCGUUCCUUCUGUGGACAAUGGUGUGGCAGAUCAAGUUACAACUCCUACUGGGUCGGAGUUAGACUGGGUGGAACCCUCUUUGCAUCUAUGCAAUUCUAGGAUUUUGCAACCUCAGGGAUCCAAUGGAGUUUACGAUGCUUUGCAUUUAUUGCAGACCGAGCCAUCUGUUCAGAGAAUGGUCAUAUCAUUGUCAUCAGAUAAAUUAGUUUGGGAUGCGGUUUUGAAUAAUGAGGCGGUGCGGGAGCUCAGGGAGUCGUACUCUGCAGUUGAAAACAAGGAACUCCAGAGUCCAGAUGAGAGUUCUGAGGACUCCAAUGAAGUGGCGAAUGUAUUAAGGUGGAUAUUUGACAACACAAAGGCAAAGGUCAUGGAAGUGAUCGAGAACAUCACAAAGCUUAUGAACGAAUUAUUUCAGUCUCCCGAUAAUCAGAAGACAACAGCAGGAGCCACCGAUCCUUUCAAGGAAAAGCUAAAGACUUCAUUCAUGUUAUCUGUUGUGGUGAUGUUGGUAGUGGUGGUGUCUCGAGCUCACAAGGCUUGAUGGUAUAGAAUUUGACGACAUGACAGGAGGAGUGGGUGUUUCCCGCUCCGCUGGAUGAGAGCUCCGCUCUUUCAUUGCUUUUUAUGUUUACAAUGCAUUUCAGUUGGCAUUAGACCAUGGGGAUGUAAAGUUAGCCUCUUUUUUUGUCUUUGUAUCUUGAAUUUAGUUUUAGGCUCAAAUUACUUGGUGACGUCCUCGAGCAGGUCUUUUCUGCUUUGGAUAUAAAUAUCACAAGUUUCAGUUUGUUGCGCAA
Molecule: messenger RNA, 1576 nt
Organism: Juglans regia (Persian walnut)
Lineage: Eukaryota; Viridiplantae; Streptophyta; Magnoliopsida; Fagales; Juglandaceae
Exons: 4
Coding region: 328-1323 (331 amino acids)
Source: RefSeq, a predicted model, not a curated record